This is a messenger RNA of Actinia tenebrosa (Australian red waratah sea anemone), 1897 nucleotides long. RefSeq names its product beta-4C adrenergic receptor-like. Gene Ontology annotation, molecular function: G protein-coupled receptor activity. Gene Ontology annotation, biological process: G protein-coupled receptor signaling pathway. Gene Ontology annotation, cellular component: membrane. The record is from RefSeq and is a predicted model, not a curated record. Lineage: Eukaryota; Metazoa; Cnidaria; Anthozoa; Actiniaria; Actiniidae.
GCAUGGGACGUCAUAACUCAGUGCACGUUUCACGCGGAUGGUCACUUCUCUUACACCUUUUUAUGAGUACUAGUGGAAAAAAAACAUGGUACACUGAUCAACCCAGCUGCAAGUGGUCCUUUUGAAGAGGGAAGACGAGAGACUGCUGCCUGUGCUCAGUACAGAUACUAUCUGGGUGAGAAUAACCAGAGUUUUCAUAUCACUUUAGGACUGAGAUAUCUGUUCAAAAGAAGCAGAAACCGAAGAAAAAAAAGUUGCGGACCGCAAACUCAACAGCACAGGCUUUGUUGAUCUUUGAAAAAGGAAAUGAAUUUCACAAAGAAAUGUCCAAAUUACCUAUCUAAUGACUCAGCCAUGGUCUUAGCAGUGUUAAAUGGAGUUUCUGCAAUUUUUGCUGUUGGUGGGAAUACACUCAUUCUUGUCGCAAUUUACCGCAAGACUUAUCUUCAGACCGUGUCAAACUUCUUCCUCGGUUCCUUAGCAGCUGCAGACCUAUUGGUCGGGCUGCUGAUGAACCCUUUGAACAUUGUCAUGAAUACUCUUCAAGCGUGGGUGCAAUUUGACGGCAUCUGGAUGAAACUGCAAUCGUUUUUAUGGAUUCAAUUGACGACCGCAACUACUUUCAGUCUUACUGCAGUAACGUUUGAUCGUUUUUUGGCAGUUAUGAUGGCUCUUCGAUACAAGGAAACCGUUACGAGUUUUAAAUGCUUUUUAAUCGUAUUUUUUAACUGGGCGUUUUCCAUCUUUUUUGGAUCCAUGACAUUUUGGCUUCCAAAUGAACAAAUGACAAGUCUUUGGAGUGCUUGCGCAUUCGUUACAGUGGUAGUCCCGCUAACAGUGAUAUCGUUUUGCUAUGUGAGGAUGUGUAAAACGGCCUUUUUACACACAAGACGCAUUGCUUCUCAGAAUCGACUCCCAACCUUACAAAAACAGAUAAACCACAAGCGUAGACAAACCAAAGCGACCUGGACAGCCGCUGUCAUAAUUGUAGUUUUUGUCUUCUUAUUUCUACCCAGUUUUAUCAUCAACUGUCUUCAAAUCCUUAACAAAGAUCGUUGCCGUAUGAACUAUUACCAGUCCAUUUGGGCCUGGGUGUCGUUCGUUUCCUACAUUAGUUCAUCUAUCAAUCCAUGGAUUUAUGCUAUUAGGAGUGAUGAAUACAGAUUAGCUUUUAAAUCCAUAUUUAUGUUGAACACCGCUGGAGAACCGUCUAGAUUUGGUAGCAUUUUCGAUAGAUCAAAAGUAGAAACCACUGGUGGCGUUAUUAAAAGACAAGGCACGCCUACCCAAGAGCGCCAUGACACUUUUCACAUUGAAAACUGUCAAGAGAAUGAGGCUUCACCUGGUAACAAAUACCCCUAUGAAGUGGGAGCCCGCCAGGAGAGAUGAUUAAGGAAUUAAAGGGGGUUAAAGAACUCAGCAUGGUUCGUCUUAUAAUGAUGUGUAAUAAAUAACAGACUACUUUACCUUGGGCACAUUUUCUCUAUUUCAGACCACAUGUCAUUCUCUUGAGAAUAAUAUUCAUAUGUCUCCUCAUGUGCAACCGUUAAACACAGAAAUAAUGCUCAAGGGAAUGAAAUAUGGCCUAGAAUGGAAAAAAUACACCUAAUAUAAAGAAGUCUAUUGCUAUGACAUGUGGCCAAGAAUUGUUUUUGUGUAAAUAUUACAAGGUAAAUAUAAUGGAAACAAAACGAAUAAAAAAAUAAAAGGAGGAAGAAAGAAUGAAAGGGAGUGAACAAGUGGAAAACCAGGAACUAAGAAAUGGAAAGGAAUAAGCACAUAAUAUUAGAUAAACUUAAUAAUUAAUAAACUUAAUAAACUUGAUAUCACAAACUAUACACAUGUAUAUAUGUAUUAUAAAGACCUUGAUGUAUCAUACUGUACAUUAAACUUAGUA